AUGGGCGAGCCUAACGGACCGGUCGUCUCGACAAUUAUUGAGGAUAUCAGUCAGAUCUGCCGUGACGAUCCCCGAAAGCGAUGCGUCUACUGGUACUUCCAAUUCAACGUGCGCGAAUCACAGGCCGUCGAGAACAUGCUCAGAUCUGACAUCUUGGAAGCCCUGAAGACCAUACCAAAAUCGUUGCAGGAGUUCUACCAACUUGUGAUGGAGGGGAUUGCACCUUCCGAACGAAGGUUUGCUCGGUCAAUUCUGCUGUGGCUCAGCUUCUGCGUUCGGCCUCUUACCUUGGAAGAGGUUGCAGCAGCAGCAGGCCUGCCAGUCCCAGAGCAUGUUAUCAGAAUCUGCACAACUUCCUUCGUGAACUUUUGGCAAUCAGAUGGUCAGGUCAAACUGGCCCAUUUCUCAGUGAAAGAAUUUCUUGUCACCAACGCACACGAGGGCCAUUGGUACCAGCUCUCCGCCUUGAGCAGUCAUAGAGCUCUAGCCGAGGACACGCUGAGACUGCUCUUACAGAAGACCGAGGAAGUAUCGGAAGAUGAUGUGUGCAAGGAAGCAUUACUGCAUUAUGCUGCGUGCAACUGGCACGAACACUUCAAAGCAUCAACCUGCUUUCCUCAAAACCCAGGACCUCAGACGAUUGUUGAUGAGCUUUUCUGUCAUCCAACCAUCUACCGUAACUGGCGCUGCCUAUUGACUUGCUUUAGGGAGCUGUACGUGCGACCAGCCCCUAUCUGCACUGCAUCCGAGCUGGGCCUCAUACAAACAGUGAAUGAGUUACUCAAACUAGGGAUCGAGGGGCUUGGGCCUGUACUUGAGUCAAUCAACGCAGUAUAUAUUGCUGCCCAGGCGGGGCAUCUUGAUGUUUUGGAUUUACUGCUGAAGAGAGUUGCUAUCUCUAUUGAUACGGCUGAGCGCACAUUUGAAAUAGUGCGACGCCAUGGCCUUAGAACCAAGACACUUGAAGAUAUGGUGAAGAACCUUUCAGAUUCUGGGGUUCUAUACGCCGGAACCGGGGGCCAAGACGUUCGCAUUGAUGAGCGAAUUGUUAUAGCCGCGGUAAAGAACAAAGCUUGCGGUUUGGAGCUUAUGACCAUUCUCCUGGAUCAAUAUGAAGCGAGAGGCAUUGCGAUUGUGCCCGUGACUGAGCAAGUGUUGGCAAGCACUCUCAAGAACAAGGAAUCUGGGUGUGGUAUUCUUCAGCUACUUCUCGAAAGACGCGGUGGAGAUGUCCGGAUCUAUCCUGGAAUCAAGGAGUUGUUAGCGUGCCCGAUGUUCAUAAGUUCCAGCACUCUAAGUCUCCUACUUGAAGCACGGCAUGAAGAGAUUUCCUUAGAUGAGCGUUUUCUUGAGAGCUUUGCAGAAGAUGCCACCGGUCCACAGAUGGAAGCUAUUUUGAGGACAUUAGGCGACGAUUUCUUAGUGACCGAGCGUGUUCUGGAAGCAGAAGCCCACAAUACGAAUGGUGGUGGUGCUAUGCAUCAAAUUAUUCGACGACAAGAGCAUGGCCUUCAGGUGAGUGAGCGUCGUCUUUGCUCAGUGGCAAAAGAUUGUUUUAAUUCGGUCGAGAUCCUGGGCACUCUCCUGGAUGAGUGCGGGCCAGACUUUCCAGUGGGCGAAAAUGUUAUGCUCGCAGUCGUGCAACAUUGGGACGCGCACAGGAUGCUUAAUAUGCUCUUGUACAGGCAGCAAGCUGGAUUCAAUGUCAGUCAAAUGAUACUACUCCAAGCAGCUCGCAACCCUCAUGUCCGAGAUGUCCUCGAGAUACUGAUGAACAAUGGCGGCCUGAAAGUUCCACUGACAGAAGAAAUAGUACGCGCUGCUUUGACCAGUGAUAAAGCAAUGUCUUAUCUCUUGGAUCUGGAAGAAGGACAUAUCCGAACUGUUCCCAUCACGGAUGAAAUGCUAUUAGAUGCAGUACACUCGCUAAGCGCUGAUACAUUACACACCAUAUUUCGCAAAAGACCGAAUAUUCAAGUGACCGAUGGUAUGUUUGUUGGUGCAAGUCGUGACCUAUCCAAGCUAUCACUACUGCUACAGCAAUCGUACAGUCAACUGCCAGUCGAGCAAAUGAUCCAAGAUUUGGGCACAAGACCUCACGGCAAUCCAGUAGAUGUAAUUAAGUUCAUCUUGGAUCAAAAACUCCUGGAAAUCGAUGAACGAGUCUUGGAAAUAUUUGCCAACAACCUUGACGCUCUGGAAUUUCUUCUCGAGAGGAAGCCCCUGGUACCCAUCACAGAGCAAACUGUUAUUCGAUCAGCUACCGGUGUAGGGACAUGGCCCUUGCUACUGGACAAACGAAUUCAAGCGCUCCCGAUAUCAACAGAAGUGAUGAUCGCCGUGGUCAGGGCAUAUGAUCCAGGGGCUAGCUAUUUGCAACGUUUCCUCGCGCAUUUCGGCUUGGCAGUACCAAUAACAGAGAGGGUCUUGUUAGCUGCUACGCAAAACCUGGCGGCCUUACAACUACUGUUUCAGGCACAAGGACCCAAUACACCGCGAUUCUUAUCUGAAGAGCUGGUCUUUCUCGCGACCUACCAUGGAUUUCCAGCAAUGUCAUGGCUCCUUCAGGAGUGUGGCUCGGCAGUACCACUAACAGAAAGAGUGCUAGUUGCUGCCACUGCACAGAGCCUGACUGGGGUACUGUACCUCAUCCGAGAACAGUUUAUAGAUAUCAAUCUGCAGCAAAUAUGGAAAGGAAUAUGGAACCCUGGAUUGCGAUUUCUUUGA
This is a messenger RNA of Aspergillus melleus, 2727 nucleotides long. RefSeq lists its product as uncharacterized. Lineage: Eukaryota; Fungi; Ascomycota; Eurotiomycetes; Eurotiales; Aspergillaceae. The transcript has 3 exons. Bases 1 to 2727 code for a protein of 908 amino acids. The record is from RefSeq and is a predicted model, not a curated record.